Messenger RNA from Centropristis striata (black sea bass), 3527 nucleotides. Its product is annotated as potassium voltage-gated channel subfamily A member 3-like. The record is from RefSeq and is a predicted model, not a curated record. Lineage: Eukaryota; Metazoa; Chordata; Actinopteri; Perciformes; Serranidae. Gene Ontology annotation, cellular component: voltage-gated potassium channel complex; membrane. The transcript has a single exon. Gene Ontology annotation, biological process: potassium ion transmembrane transport; protein homooligomerization. The coding region runs from base 1 to 1554 and encodes 517 amino acids. Gene Ontology annotation, molecular function: protein binding; delayed rectifier potassium channel activity.
AUGGAUGACCAGACCUUCAGCGUGAUCAAGCCCCGCUCGACCGCCAGGAAAAAGGGCAACAACGCGUCUGACAGCCGGGGUUAUGCCGAGGUGGAAAACAUGACGGUGGAAAACAUGCUGGAGGACAGCGCCGUGCUCUCCGCGCCUCACCUGUCCGUGGAUCGAUACGAGCGCGGCCGGCAGGGCUGCUGCGAGAGGGUGGUCAUCAACAUCUCGGGUCUGCGCUUCGAGACGCAACUCCAAACUUUUAACCAGUUCCCAGACACGCUGCUGGGCGACCCCAGGAAGAGGAUGCGCUACUUUGACCCACUGAGGAACGAGUACUUCUUCGACAGGAACAGACCCAGCUUUGAUGCCAUCCUGUACUACUACCAGUCAGGGGGGCGCAUUCGGAGACCUGUUAACGUCCCCAUUGAUAUUUUCUCCGAGGAGAUCCGGUUCUAUCAGCUCGGAGAGGAGGCCAUGGAGAAAUUCCGCGACGAUGAAGGUUUUAUAAAGGAAGAGGAGCGCGUAUUGCCCAAACAUGACUUCCAAAAGCAGGUUUGGCUUUUGUUUGAGUACCCUGAAAGCUCCGGACCAGCGAGGGGGAUAGCAAUAGUUUCAGUGCUUGUUAUUUUGAUUUCCAUUGUUAUUUUCUGUAUGGAGACUCUGCCGGAAUUUCGAGACGAGAGAGACCAAAGCACAGUGGCACCCACAGUGAAUGGCACUGCUCCCUACGUGCCCAGUCCGUUCACAGACCCUUUCUUUGUGAUAGAGACUCUGUGCAUCAUUUGGUUCUCUUUUGAGUUGCUGGUGAGGUUUUUCGCCUGCCCCAGCAAAACUUCCUUCUCCAAAAACAUCAUGAAUAUCAUCGACAUCGUCGCCAUCAUCCCCUACUUUAUCACUUUGGGGACCGAGCUGGCCGAGAAGGAGACCAACGGCGGCCAGCAGGCGAUGUCCCUCGCCAUCCUGAGGGUGAUCAGACUGGUGAGGGUCUUUCGCAUCUUUAAGCUGUCGCGUCACUCAAAGGGACUUCAGAUUUUGGGGCAGACCCUGAAGGCCAGCAUGAGGGAGCUUGGCUUGCUCAUAUUUUUCCUUUUCAUCGGAGUUAUUCUCUUCUCCAGCGCGGUUUACUUUGCAGAAGCGGACGACCCCACGUCCAGCUUCACCAGCAUCCCGGAUGCGUUUUGGUGGGCAGUGGUCACAAUGACCACAGUGGGAUACGGAGACAUGCAUCCGGUGACUAUCGGUGGGAAAAUAGUGGGUUCGCUGUGCGCAAUAGCAGGUGUGUUGACCAUUGCCUUACCCGUGCCAGUGAUUGUGUCCAAUUUCAACUACUUUUACCACAGGGAGACUGACGGAGAGGAGCACCCGGUGUACGUGCACAGCAGCAGCAGCUGUGAGCACCUCUCUCCCUCUGAGGAGCUGAGGAGGUCGUGCAGCUCCUCGUCCCUCAGUAAGUCUGAGUACAUGGUGAUAGAGGAGGGCAUCAACAGCGCGUUCAAACAGCCCAACUUCAGCACCGAGAACAACCAGAACUGCGUGAACAUCAAAAAGAUCUUCACAGACGUGUAAAUGAACCACGGAUCAUUUGUGGAGCAUGAAGACAUAGUAGCUAUAAUAUUAUUUUUUAUAUAUAUAUAUAGCCAAUCGUAAUGUGUCAGUCCAUAUCUGUGGAUGAACGUGCGUAAAUGUCCGUUUUAACAAGUCUUUUUUUUAUGGAACCAAACGAUAAAUGCUGCUUAUUUUCAGUGUAGAUUCACAAAUAUUUCUAAGAGGUCAAGAAGUAUUAAUACAACUCAAAUAUUUACAGCUGAAAAAAUAUUUAUUGAACAAUAACUGACUUGUUAAAACCGAUAUUUGUGCAGUGUAUAGUGCCACACGAUGCCUACAUAUCUUGGUGUUGAUGCAGACGUUGUUGAUGUUCAUGACUGGGAUACACGUGUAGCAUAGCCUACUAUAGUCUACUCUAUAUUGCAUUUAACCACCAAGUCAAAAAAUAACAAAAAACGACGUCUUGUGCUUCGUGGAGAGAAAAAAAGUUUCAUUGUCCAGUAAUGUAAUAAAUAGACUAUGGUAAUUCAUAUAGCCCAAUGCCUGUUUUAGGUUAUAUUUAAUAUCAUAACCUGUUGAGAUGUUGGACUCUGAGUCUUGAUUAUUCAGGUAAUGUGGAGAAGGAAACGCUUAUCAGAAGAUAUGAGCUUUUGGUAAAAUUGUAUUUUUAUUCAGAACUGCCUAUAUUAUAGCCUAUAUUAAAUAAAAACGGAAAUUAACUGACUCAAACUGUCAUUAUAGCCUUUCACUUAAUAUCUUUGCAAAUGUGGCACAAAGCCAACGGUGGGGAAUGGGGGGGUGAAAUGUAUAAAAUGCGAAUAAUCGUGUGUUUGAAGUCACGUGGCAGUGACGUCAGGAUGAAAACAGCCCCCCCUCCCUCCCUUGUGAUGCAGUCUCCAUGACGACGGUGGUUUCCCGGGUAACCCCCCUCAGAUGUUACCAUGGCAUUGUGUUGCAUUUUCACAAACUGUGUUCAUUAUCACCUUUGUGUCCUUGGAGCAACAACUGUGCAUGUGUGUUGAUAACAUGUGAAACAAACACAAUAUGUUUCUUAAAGGGGGUUAAAGUAAUCAGUUACUCUUUGAAAGUUAGUGCUCUGCAGCCUGCAGCUCGCACACAUGUAAGAAAUUCAGAGACAGUCAUGCAAAGCUCUUUUCGUCUUUUGUUUCUCUUCAGUGAAAAGGACCUCUGCUGCUCUUUUUUUUCAGACGUGAGCUUGGUUUUCUCUGAGUUGGCAUGCCAACUCGCUCUGACGUCAGCUACCUUUCAUCCCCUCCAGCAGACAUUUGCACGUGUGCUUCUGGUCCAAAGAGGCUAAGAACUGAAGUGAUGCGUCAAACAGUGAAACUCAAAGGAGUUGACAUUAAUCACAGGACUGUUUCAUGGAUCAUGACAUAACGCGUGAGAGCAGGGAGGAAACUAAUUUAUACUUUUAUCAUACAAUCUGCUGAUUAUUAUCGUUAUUCAUUUUUUGUAUCUAUAAAAUAAUGUAAACAGAUUAUGAAAAGUGUAUCAGAGUCCAAGGCGAUACUUUAAAGUUCUUGUUUAGUCAGUCUAAAAUACAAAGACAUUCAGUUUAUUAUAAUAUAAAACAGGAAAUCUCCACAUUUGAGAGGCUAAAAACUGCAUUUUUUUGCCAUUAUUGCAGAAAUAAUUACCGAUUAAUCAGUUAUCAAAUUAUGAGAUUAGAGAUGAUUAGUCAACUCAUUGUUGCAGCUAUUUAAAAGUUGUUUAUCUAAAACCCAAAGAUAUUCAAUUUAUUAUGAAAUAAAACAGAGAAAAGCAGGAAAUCUCGAUAGUUGAUGGCCAUUAUUGCUUGAAAGUUUGCUUUAAAAAUGUAUAAAUUAUCAAGAUAAUUAAUGAUCUGACUUAUUGUUGCAGCACUAUAUCACUUUUUAUUUAUUAUCUAGGGCUGCAUCAUAGUGUUUUCAUUACUGAUUCAUCUGUUCAUUAUUUUCUCGAUCAAUUGAUCAAACAUUUAAUCUAAAACUGUA